Molecule: messenger RNA, 5062 nt
Organism: Girardinichthys multiradiatus
Lineage: Eukaryota; Metazoa; Chordata; Actinopteri; Cyprinodontiformes; Goodeidae
Gene: bag6
Product: BCL2 associated athanogene 6
Exons: 25
Coding region: 143-3781 (1212 amino acids)
Cellular component (GO): BAT3 complex
Molecular function (GO): polyubiquitin modification-dependent protein binding; misfolded protein binding
Source: RefSeq, a predicted model, not a curated record
CCGUUGACCUCUUACGUCACUUCCUCGUUAGCCUUUAGCUUCUAGAGAACACCGGGCCCACCGGGAAGCGGUUCGUUCUCCGGUGAUAAGAACCAGUUAGCACUGGAUACAGUGACACGGUAGUGUGGUUAGGCGGAACAUCAUGGAAGAACAAACGUCUGACCUAGAAGUGACAGUGAAAACACUAGACUCCCAGAGCAGAACCUACACUGUUGGUUCUCAGCUGACAGUGAAAGAGUUUAAGGACCACAUUGCCUCUUCAGUGGGCAUUCCUGUGGAUAAACAACGGCUCAUCUACCAGGGCAGAGUGCUGCAGGAUGAACGUACGCUGGCAGACUACAAUGUGGGUGGAAAGGUGAUCCACCUGGUGGAACGGGCCCCCCCUCCACCCUCCCAGGGCGGUUCGGGAUCCGGAGGAACCUCAGCAGACAGCGGGCCAUCCUCGUCCUCCCAGGGAACGCCCCAAGUGCCGCACGAUCGCAACGCUAACAGCUAUGUUAUGCUUGGAACCUUCAAUCUUCCCGUUAACAUCAUGGACCCCCAGCAGAUACAGCAGAUGACGGUCCAGCAGAUGGUGUCGGGAAUGGGAGAGAACGCCCGAAAUGCCAGAGUCACAACCAGCAACGGGAGCAACGGGUCCGUAAAUGUGCACAUUGAUAUGGACCAGCCGGUUCAGAGUGAGCCCAGACUGAGGCUGGUGUUGGCUGAGAACCUGCUCCGAGAUAUCCAGGAUGUCAUCAACAGGAUGGAGGGUCGAACGACUGAGUCAUCCUCCCAAACUGAAACAACACCUGCUGCUGCUGCUGCUCCCCCGCCUCCCUCGUCUUCAUCUACCACCUCCACUCCUUCUCCCUCAGCCCAGCCCAUGGACACCUCCCCACCUCCAACUACUCCCCCACCUCCACCGUCCUCCUCUGCACAGUCUGAGGGACCAACCCCACAGCCGGGACCAAGUCACCCCAGCCCAGCUGAGCUGGCAGAGAUGCUCUCUGAGCUGCGGAGGGUGGAGGAGAGGCUGCAGCCGUUCAUGCAGAGAGCUCACAGCAUCCUGGAGACAGCCACCACCGCAGAAUACAACAACAAUACAGAGAGAGAGGAGGACCAGAGAACUCUGGUUCAGAUCUGUGAGUGUCUUCGUUUACUCGGGAAUGCACUUGUUGCACUGAGCGACCUGCGGCUGAACCUGAUGAGCCCUGUUCCCCGCCACCUCCAUGUUGUCCGCCCGUUCUCUCACUACACCAGCCCCGUCAAUCUUCCUGGAGCCGUGCAUCAUCACAUCCCAGUGCAAAUGAACCUGGGUGCCACAGUGGCUGUUGCUGCUAACAGCACUGAGGGACAAGCUCCGCCCAGCCAGCCGAUCAGCCAGCCAGAGCAGGCAGGUCAGGGACAGACCUCCCCCUCACAGACUACCCCGUCCAAUCAGCAGGCUGGACAGGGACAGGGUGGCCCCCGGGUCAUCAGGAUCAGCCACCAGGCAGUCCCGGUGGUUAUGAUGCAGAUGAACACGGACGGCCCAGGAUCGAACUCUGCAGCAGGUGGACAGCAAAUACCCGGCCAACCAGGUGCCCUCCCACCUGACUUCAUGCGAAACCUCAUGCAGCAGAUCAGCCAGUAUGCAGCUGCUGUAGCUACCAGCGCUGCUACUGCUGCAGCCACUGGCCAACCAGUCCCUCCACAGCCCACUCCUCCCAGCUCCACACCCACCUCCUCAGCCACAACCACAGGGCCCAACACUCCUACCACCACCCCUACGGCACCCCCUCCAGCCUCCCAUGCUGGACCCCAACAACCCCAGGCCAGGGUUGUGUUCUCUCGGCCCCCCUUUGCUGCCAGCAUGCCCCCUCCGGCCUUCGGGACUCGAGGAACCACCAUCAACGUGAGAGCUGCAAUGCCGGGCCAGCAGCCAGGACAGGCUUUCAACCCUGCUGCUCUCAACCAGAUGAUCAGUGGACUGGUUGGGCAACUUUUGAUGCCGGGACAAAUGGCGGGCCAAACCAUCACAUCCUCUUCCUCCUCCACAACCACCUCUUCCUCCUCCUCUUCCUUUUCCUUUUCCACCUCAGGUCCAAGUCCACCGUCCACUGCAAACACUACUUCCACUCAGAACCAAGCAGAGGCCGAUACCGGUGAACCUCAACCCCAAGACCUGGCCCCAGACCUCGGCCAGCUCCUCGGGUCUCUUCUGGGUGUAGCCGGUGUUCCUGGUGCUGGUUCUGCUGGGACCCCCUCAAUAACCGUUACUACAUCUGGUGUCCCAGCUUUCAUCCAGGGAGUGACGGAGUUCAUGCAACAGGCCUCCCAGCCCAUCUUCUCCCCUCCACCACCGACCUCUGGUACCACUCAGGCUCCUGCAGGACCCAACCCAGCAGCAAACCCUGCUGCAGCUGCAGCAGAAUCCCUCAACCCAGAGCUGUUCACGGGCAUCGUACGUGGCGUCCUGAGCACCAUGAUGGGCUCUCUGGGCCAAGCUCAGAAUGACACGGAGAGCAUCGCUCAGUUCAUGCAGCGGCUGUCUCAGGCCACCAACAUCUUCAUCAGUCCUGAGGACCCUACAGGGUUCUUUGGAGAGCUACUGAUGUUGGUGUGUCAGACGUUCACCAUGUCUGACCUGGUGAUGCUGCUCCACGGCCAACACCAACCUCUGAGCCGCAUCCAGCCUCAGCUGUCCCAGUUCUUCACCCAGAACUACCUCAAUGGCAGAGAGCCCACUGAUGAGAACAUUGCUACUGCUGCUGAAUCUCUUGUCAACGAACUAGAGGAGUACAUCACAGAGAGUUUUAGAGAGUCUUCAGUCACGGUGCUGGAAGGUGUUGACAUCACUCAGACCAACAUGUCCUUCUUCAGGCAGCAGCUGAUGCAGAUCGCCACACACAUCCUGCGCUGCACAGACGACACAUUCGGGCCCAGACUGCUGCAGAUGUGCAACCAGGCGCUGUUUGAGUGUCUCGCCCUCAACCUGCACUGCCUGAGAGGAGACCAGAGAGCUCUAACAGCUGUCAUCAACCACAGAAUAAAAAACCAUCUGCUGCUCUUCCAGCGUCGGAUGUCAAGCGACAUCAGCCCCAGUUUGGUGAACUGGAUGACCAGUAUGAUGACGAUGAGGCUGCAGGUCAUUCUGGAGAACAUCCCCGUGUCACAGGAGCAGGUCCAGAACUACAUCGUUUACACACAGAGAGACCCGAGUUCUGCGAGCGGCACUCAGGAGGCUCAAAGCGCGACGAUCGAAGACACUCUCUCACCUGCUGCAGCCACCACAGCAGAGGAAGCCAUGUCUGGGUCCCAUGAAACCCCCACUGCGUCGUCAAGGGAGACGAGAGCGUUGCCUGGAGAUCUGGGAGCUUCAGGCGGAGCUGCACCAUUAGGGGGCGACGUGGCGGCAGCAGGAGCUGAGGGGGGCAGCGAGGAGUCGUGGGCUGCUGCUGUCCCUCCUGAAUGGGUUCCCAUCAUCAGGUGUGACAUGAUGACUCAGAGGAAGAUGAAGGCUCAGCCACCGUUAUCUGAUGCCUACUUACACGGCAUGCCAGCAAAACGCAGGAAGACGGGCCAAGGCAGCGGCAGCCUCCUCUCCCUCUCCGAUGCUGUUAGUCAGGCAGCCAGGAACGCAGGAGUGAGGCCAAUCACCUCCCCCGAGCAGCUUCAGUCAGACCUGGAGACGCAGGAGGUGAAGGAGGCUUACUCAGAACAGGUCAAAGCAGACGUAAAGAAGCGAGUGAGGGAAGACCCAGACUUCAACUCGCAGCAGUUCCCCAACGCACACAGAGCUUUCUCCCCAGACUCCUAACCGCCUUCAUGCAGAGCAUUAAAGCCGUUCGUGUGCAUUUCUUUUUCAUUUCUGUGGAUCAGCCCAAAUAUCAGUCAGCAGCUGUAGCUUUAAACCCCAAAGAGCUGCUGGUCUUUGUGAGGUGCUGUCAGGAGGAACUUUGGAUUUCUGAUGUUUUCAGUCAUCGGGUCAGCUUCCACCUUCAGAAGCUUUUCGGCCAACAGAGAAGCAAGUUGCUCCUUUAAUAUGGGGUUUUAACAAACAAACCGGAAGUUGGUUCAAAGUCUAAAAAUCUCCAAAGGAUCCAAAGAAAGAAUCAUGAUGAACUGACCCUUGUCAGUAUUCACAUCUUCAGCCUGUAUGCAAAAGCUCGCAGACUUUGGAUCUGCAGAUGCAGCAUAUUUAUUCUCUGUUGGUCCAAAAGCAUCUGGAGUGAGCGCUGGCCAAAGCACAAGAGGCAAGUGUCAGUAUUUAAUUCAGGAAAUCUGAUGGGAAACUUUCAUCUGCUGUAUUUUCAGAUUCAUUUAAGCUGGUUUAAAAACUAGUGAUCAUAUUAAACUCAGUGGGAAAGAUGUUAAACAGGAAGAGAAACACCGGCUUUCCUGAAACUUGGAAAGUUACCAUUUAUCGCCCCCUAGUGGUGAAACAGUAUAUGGCAUAAUUUGACAACUGAUUAUUAGAGAAGAAAUCUGAACGUGGAAAAAAUGAGUUCACCAAACUUCUGAACACGUAUAGGAACAAGGAAUUCAUGCAUGACCGUUCCUGGUUGUUUUUGUUUUAACUCUGGGUUAUGUUUCAUAUCGAUGUCUAAAACUCGACAAGAUGAAAAUCCUCAGUUCAUCCUAAGGAAUAAAAUGAUGAAUCAACCAAGUUCAGUCCAGUAUGGAUUCUGUCCAACACGUCGACUAAAGAAUGUAACUAACAGGGAGUUAUUCUGCCAUGAUUAAUGAUCGAUGAUGAUUUUUUUCCAAACCUCCACUAACAAACCAGAAACAAAAACCUCAGAGAAUCCUCCAGAAUCUGUUUUUCUGGAUAACUAACACAACUUCUCCCCUUCUUCUAUGUAUUGCUUUGAGCUCCAACUUUAGCAGAGAAAACGACCCUCAAUAAAAACAUUUGAACACAUUUAUUAGUCCUUUCAGUUUGAAUCCUGGAGCUGCUUUGUUUCUGUUAGGGACCCGAAUUAUCAUCUUAUAUCUGAUUUGUUUUUUCUUAAUGUGCUCGAACACGGAGGACUUUCAUGUGAUGCUGUUUGGUACAUGAAUGUACAGGAAACCUAAUAAAAACCUUCAUUUAAAUACA